AUGGGGGCCGUGUAUUUGGCGACAAAAGACGCGGGAAAGACCGCGGGCGAGGUGGACGCCGACAUCGACGACGACGGUGAAAUCGAAGCCUUCAUCCCCAACACCUUUGGGAAGCAAAGCGAUAUUUACGGUGCUCAGCUCGGAAAUAGGAAGUUUGAUGCCAGUUAUUUGGCCCAGAUUGCCAAGGGGCAGACGGUCGGUUUGGGCUCUGUGGACAAGGCCUUGGCGGACCCGCAACUCAAGACCUUUGUGGGGAAAUAUGCCGGGAAUAACAACGCCUUUCUGAAGGACUUGAACGAAUGCUACCUGAAACUGACAACGUUGGGGUACCAAGGGACCAAGAGGAACGAUUAG
Nannochloropsis gaditana CCMP526 is the source of this 354-nucleotide messenger RNA. RefSeq names its product ascorbate peroxidase. The record is from RefSeq and is a predicted model, not a curated record. Bases 1 to 354 code for a protein of 117 amino acids. Gene Ontology annotation, biological process: response to oxidative stress. Gene Ontology annotation, molecular function: peroxidase activity; heme binding. The transcript has a single exon.